AGAACCAGUCCCUGAAGUUCUACAGCAGGAAGGGCAUCCUCAAGUCCGUGCCCCUGGACACCCGGCUUCUGCCCGACCUGGCUAUGGCGCUGUGCCUGAAGCAGGUGUUUGCCAAGGACAAGACGUUCCGGCCCCGGAAGCGCUUCGAGCCAGGUACGCAGCGCUUUGAGCUGUACAAGAAGGCACAGGCGUCGCUUAAGUCGGGCCUGGACCUGCGCAGUGUGGUGAGGCUGCCACCCGGCGAGAACAUCGACGACUGGAUCGCCGUGCACGUGGUGGACUUCUUCAACCGCAUCAACCUCAUCUACGGCACCAUGGCUGAGCGCUGCAGCGAGACCAGCUGCCCGGUCAUGGCCGGCGGGCCCCGCUACGAGUACCGCUGGCAGGACGAGCGCCAGUACCGGCGGCCGGCCAAGCUCUCGGCGCCACGCUACAUGGCGCUGCUCAUGGACUGGAUCGAGGGCCUCAUCAACGACGAGGACGUCUUUCCCACGCGUGUUGGAGUUCCCUUCCCCAAGAACUUCCAGCAGGUCUGCACCAAGAUCCUGACCCGCCUCUUUCGAGUCUUUGUCCAUGUCUACAUCCACCACUUCGACAGCAUCCUCAGCAUGGGGGCAGAGGCGCAUGUCAACACCUGCUACAAGCACUUCUACUACUUCAUCCGCGAGUUCAGCCUGGUGGACCAGAGGGAGCUGGAGCCACUGAGGGAGAUGACAGAGCGGAUCUGUAACUGAGCCCAGGCCUGGACAUUGUUGCCUGUCAGAUGGACCAUCUGAAGACAGGGUGGUGGGGGAGGGGACCCUCAGGAGCCUGGUGGUAGAAGAGUCUGAAGGCCCUGGGAACCCUCCACACACCCAAAGCCUCUGGACUUCUGGUUCUCAGGAGUCUGCUUAUAUGU
Galeopterus variegatus (Sunda flying lemur) is the source of this 898-nucleotide messenger RNA. RefSeq names its product MOB kinase activator 3C (gene MOB3C). Gene Ontology annotation, molecular function: protein kinase activator activity. Lineage: Eukaryota; Metazoa; Chordata; Mammalia; Dermoptera; Cynocephalidae. Gene Ontology annotation, cellular component: nucleus; cytoplasm. Gene Ontology annotation, biological process: positive regulation of protein phosphorylation; signal transduction. The transcript is spliced from 4 exons. Bases 84 to 734 code for a protein of 216 amino acids. The record is from RefSeq and is a predicted model, not a curated record.